CUCUCCACCUCCCCUUGGCCCUCUUGCUAUUAACACUUCAUCACUCUUCAUUACUGAGUCUAAUCAUCUCAUUGAGCCGGAAAUUUCUGUACACUUUCUAAAAUGCUUGCAAAGCCUCUCCUCAUCCUCGGCCUGAUGGCCAUUGCCUCCUCAUUCCAAAUCCCGCAGGGAGCGACAGACGGAGUCUACCGGGCCUACAUUAACGAAUCUGGCGAUGAAGUCCACGAGCUGAUUCCAGCUGGCGCCAUAGACAUCUCGCCUAGGGUACCAAUGAAGCAUGAUGCUCUUUCUGCCGGGCUUGCAAAGCGUGGCGAAGCUUGGUGUGGAUGUGGUUUUGGAAUGGACCACGGAAGCUGUGAUGGGGCAAACAACGCUCUUUCCAAACAACUCAACAAUGGGGGCAUCAUCAAUGGCGGGAUGUCCUUCUAUUCCGUUGUGGGCAGUUCCGUUGCAUUUUUGUGCAAUCGAGAUUCAUUUCCCGCACAAGUGUUCUCGGGCACUGUUGUUAUCGGCGCUCGGCAGGUUACGGCGGCUUGCGGUUAUUACAUUGCUGGAACCUGGCGUGUCGAUGGGUUUAAGGCUAUGGAUUAUGGGUACAUGAACUGGAACAACGGCCUUAAUAUCUGUGGCAAUGCUGAAAAUUCUCACCAGCACCACUGUUGAUAGGGUAAUGAUGCGACAGAGGGCAGCACGGCGACGAGAGCUUUCGGUUGUUGUAUAGAGUUCUCUCCUAGAGUUUUAGCUCGGCCAGCCGUUCGCGGGUUUAUAUUCUUACAGUCUAUAUAACGUG
Molecule: messenger RNA, 790 nt
Organism: Pseudogymnoascus destructans
Lineage: Eukaryota; Fungi; Ascomycota; Leotiomycetes; Thelebolales; Thelebolaceae
Exons: 1
Coding region: 103-663 (186 amino acids)
Source: RefSeq, a predicted model, not a curated record